Messenger RNA from Branchiostoma floridae (Florida lancelet), 1621 nucleotides. RefSeq names its product inactive tyrosine-protein kinase 7-like. NCBI's taxonomy places the organism in Eukaryota, Metazoa, Chordata, Leptocardii, Amphioxiformes, Branchiostomatidae. The transcript is spliced from 9 exons. Bases 288 to 1295 code for a protein of 335 amino acids. The record is from RefSeq and is a predicted model, not a curated record.
UUGCAUAAAGGUAUCCCAUGUAAACUCUGCGCGGAUUUCGUGGAAGCCCUGAAGCCUGAUAAUCUAACAUAUCCAGUCUUCUAGGUGCCAAAGGGCUCAGUCUGAAGGGUGGACGCGGGCCCCACUUGGUGGUUGUGUCAUGGUAGAGGGGCUUCACGGGGAGCGGGGGAGUCAACACUGACCAAAAUUCUAAACAGCCGAGUCCUGACGAAGUUUGGUCGACCUUUGAUACUAAGUACAGUCAUAUCAUUCAUCGACUUGGAUCGGAUCUGCAUACGGUAUUCAAGAUGCGGUCUGGAAACGGAAUGUGGUUGUGCCUUGUCACCCUGUCACUUCUUACACUGAAUAGUUCCUGUGUAAGUGUUGGUCCUCCUCCAACCGAACCGUCAUUUCUGGCUUCUACUGCAGCUGACGACUACUACUACGACUAUUACAGUUACUAUGGCAACGACUACUCUGGAUCCGGAUACUCUACGUACACCUAUGACUACGGUACCGAUGAACCAUGUCACAGCUGGCAGGACAAAAUACAAGAACUUCAUUAUGAACGUGCCGUUAAUACUGAAUUCAUCAUCAUUACGUGCCCUUACCAUGAAUGCUGGGAGUUCGACACGACCACGUGGUACAAGGAGGGGGUCAGGUACAAGUGGAAGAACACGGAGCUGAUCCAGCAGACAGGAGACAAGAGAGAGAAGCUGGACUUCAGGAAAGUGUACCGCGAUGACGCGGGAAACUACACGUGCGAGAUGACCAACGGGACACACACGUACACUGCUAAGAUCCAGCUCACAACCAGAGACCCUGAGUCCAUGACUGCUCCCAUCAUGCAGCCCAUCACCCCAACGAUAGCCUACCGACAUCCUGCCGACAACGCCACCUUCCUCUGUCAGGCCAACUUUGGAGUGGUGGGGCCAGCACACUUCCCGCAACUUUACUGGACAAAAAACAACACCUUCGUCGACUCAUCGAAGAUGAUCUUACAUCGAAGGAUAGAGAAAGACGGUAGUUUGAACAUGAACAACACCCUAUCGCUCACCGAUGUGAGAGAGGAUGAUUUUGGUGAGUACAUCUGCAUCGCGCACACAACAUUCGGAUGGGCACAGGAGAACGCAACGCUCGUGAACGGAGACCCACCCGUGGAUUCCAGGACAGGAUCUUCCACCACGCCCACCCUGCGGCCAUCUCGUGCCCGCUGUGUUCCUCCUGAUGGUGGCUGUACUCGUCGUGCUCUACAAAACAUGGGAGCUGGAGAUACAGCUCAUGUGGAAGGACUACUUCGCACAGUUCGAGGAUGAUGACUAUAAAAUCUGUAACAAGAUUAGAGAAGACUACACGUUUGACUUGGACCAGCUCCAGGGGACACACUUCAGUUUUGAGGUCCGCGCUUCCCGAGACGUCCGGAUCGCGCUGUCCAAUCAGAACGCGCCGACCCCCGACAUGUUCGAGAUUGUGAUUGGUGGAGAAUGGAACGCCAGAUCUCUGGUUCGGAAACAAGGCUCCCUCCUGAUGAUGGUGGUCACACAGGACAUCCUGUCUCCCAAGGAGUGGCGCCGAUUCUGGGUCACCUUCAUGGACGGCACUUUGGAGGUUGGUCGCCAGGGGGUACUGGAGCCUUUCCUAC